Molecule: messenger RNA, 578 nt
Organism: Cryptococcus deneoformans JEC21
Lineage: Eukaryota; Fungi; Basidiomycota; Tremellomycetes; Tremellales; Cryptococcaceae
Product: expressed protein
Exons: 4
Coding region: 97-534 (145 amino acids)
Source: RefSeq, a predicted model, not a curated record
AAAGAGAUGGCACAAAAGUCAAAAGUCAAGUUGCAUCUCUGCCGCCAUCCACAUCUCCGUCGUCAAUCCACAAUUUCUCGCUAUACUCUAUAGACCAUGCCGCCCAAGGAAGCCAGCAUCCACCACGUCACAUUCCACUUCUACCGCUCAGCCGUCCUCCUCUCUCUCCCGAACACCACAACAUUCACAUCUCUCAAAUCCUCCCUUCUCCCCGCCCUCCAGCCCCUCGCCCAAACGCUCCCCAUAUCCCUGCCAGCAUCGCCGAACGAUAUCCAGUUCUGGGAAUUUACCAACUCCAGCUCUGCCGGCGAAGAAGGCGAUGCGGCCGCUGCCGGUGCUGCUGGGGAACAAAAGACAUUGAGAUGUCUGGAGAAUGAUCCUGGAAUAGCGGGGAGGGAUAUCAAGCAGCUUGGGUGGCCGAGGUGGAAGGCGAUCUUGGUUAGCUUCAAAGGGGAAGAUGGCUCGUUCAAGGAGCCAAUAUAUACCAUUCCUGAUCCGGACGAUGAUUACGGAGGGUCAGAAGCCGAAGCUUGAGUAUAGAAAAGUCCUAUGCCUAAUGCUAUAAUAUUUGAAUGCGG